CUGAAAUCAAGUUGGAAAGACCGGUAGUGCUGACGGAGGUUGCGGUGUUUACAUGGCUUUGGUAGCUAGAAGAAGUGUAAAAAUUGCUAUGUAUACCUGGGGUGUAUAGCUAAAAAGUGUGUAACAGAAUCGAUUGUGAAGAAUGGGGGAAAGACUCUUUCCGAACUCAUCAGCCUGAGGUGCUUGAGUCCCCAGUCCAUAUGGCUGUGUAUGAUGAGAACAUCCAGAAGAACCCAUUCUACCUGGAGCUAGAGAAGCAGCGGCCGGACCUGUGCAGUAAGGUCGCGGAGCUCCAUGGCAUUGUGCUGGUGCCUUGUCGGGGGAGCCUGCCUGCCGCUUCCUUCCCAGCGGCGCGCUUCGAUGGCUACGUUUUACAGCCCAUGGAAGAGGGAUACCGCACUCUGGAUGGCAAGGAGGUGGUCAUCCAGGAUAACGUGGUUAAACUGGGAGCAGGCCUCCAGGGCCCAACCUCCAUUCCUAUCCUGUUUGAGGAGACCUUCUAUAAUGAACUGGAGCAGAGCUACAGCAUCCUGUGUAUUGCCCGUCCCAUAGACUGCGACCAAAGUCACACAGAGAUGGCCCCGGCCCCCACGUCCCAGCCCCCACACCACUGUCUGAAGAAUAUGGACGACGUUAAGGAGUUUCUGGGCCGCCACACUGACAAGCUGGACAAGUUCAUCACCACCUUCCGGCAUUCCUUCAAGGAGCAGGAGAGGAAGGGGCUGAGGCACCACAUCGACUCCGUAAAUGCACUUUACACAAAAUGUCUUCAGUGCUUGCUGAGGGACUCGCGACUGAAAGUGCUGGCUAAGCAGGAAUGGCAGAUGUGUCUUCUCAAGCAGGCUGUGGAGAUGUACAUUCAUCAUGGUAUCCAUGACUUCAUCUUUAAGUACGUUGGAAGUAUUGAAGCAAGCCAGGAUGCGGCUUUCAACAAAAUCACCAGAAGUCUGCAGCAUCUGCAGCAGAAAGACUUGGGUGUGAAGUCUGAGUUUUGCAUUAACAUACCGCGGGCGAAGAGGGAGCUCGGUCAGCUGAACCGCUGCACCUCACCCCAGCACAAGCUGCUCUGCCUGCAGCUGGUGGUCCUCACCAUUAUGCAGUCCCCCAGCCGCACAGUCAACAUAGAAGCCAUGUGCGCAGAUGAUCUGCUCUCGGUCCUCCUGUAUCUGCUGGUGAAGACGGAAAUCCCUAAUUGGAUGGCUAACCUCAGCUACAUCAAGAACUUCCGGUUCUGUCACUCUGCAAAGGAUGACCUGAGCUACUGCCUGACGUCGUUUGAGGCAGCGAUAGAAUACAUCAGCCAGGGAAACCUCACGCAGGAUCCCACGGGCUCCGGCGAGCUGAACGACAAAGCAUUCCUCAGGAAUAAGAUGAACCUGGUGUCGCAGAACGCCGUCACCCCCAUCGACUGCCUGUUCGAGCACAUAGCAAACGGGAAUGAGGCAGAAGUGCGGCAUCUGCUCAGCGAGGGCGAGAGUGAUGAGGAGGGCCCUGGCCUGUGCCACCCGCUGUGUUCCUGUGAUAGCUGCGAGCACCGCCUCUCUGGGAGACUGAACGACCCCUCCAUCGUCACCCCCUUCUCCCGGGACGACAGAGGCUACACUCCGCUCCACGUGGCUGCCGUCUGUGGUCAGUCACAACUGAUCGACUUGCUAGUGUCCAAGGGCGCAGUCGUCAGUGCCACGGAUUACCAUGCCCUCACACCUCUGCACCUGUCCUGCCAGAAGGGAUACCAGGGCGUCACGCUGCUACUCCUGCACUACAAGGCCAGCACGGACAGCCAGGACAACAAUGGGAACACAGCCCUGCACCUGGCCUGCAUGUAUGGACACGAGGAUUGUGUGAAGGCUCUUGUGUACUACGACCUGCACUCCUGCCGCCUGGACCUGCAGAACGACAAGGGGGACACCCCACUGCACAUUGCAGCUCGCUGGGGCUACGAGAGCAUCAUCGAGGUGCUGCUGGAGAACGGGGCCAGCACUGCAAUCCCCAACAAAGCCAAAGACACACCCCUCCAGUGCGCCCUCAAUGCCAAGAUCCUGGGUCUCCUGGAGCUGACGCGGAGCGGCUCACAGAGGAGUCCCAUGGAGUCCCCCAGGCGGUCCCCCCAGCCCCCCUGCAAUCUCAGCAUCAGCCGCCGCUCCUCCUUCUCGAGCACGUCGUCGCUCAACACCGACAUAAAGCCGGACACGGACCGCGUGCGCCAUAAAGAGGUGGAGAAGCUUCUGCGGGCUGUGGCUGACGGAGACGUGGAGAUGGUGCGGUACCUUCUGGAGUGGCUGGACGAGGACCCAGAGGAUGAGGAGGCAGGACUGCCAGCACCACAGACUGAGCUGUGCCACCCGCUGUGCCAGUGCGUGCAGUGCGAGCCCUCGCAAAAGAAGCUGUCCAGCCUACAGGCCAGUGGUCUGAGUGUGAACAGCAGCACGGCCGACGGCUUCACUCCCCUCCACGUGGCGGCGCUGCAUGGACACGCCCUCCUCACCUCCCUGCUCACCCGCCACGGCGCCAGUCUCAACGCCCGCAACAGCCAGAGCGCCACCCCACUGCACCUGGCCUGCCAGAACAGCCACCUGCAGGUGGUGAGCCUACUACUGGAGUGCAAUGCCAAGCUGAACAAGAGAGACCAGUACGGCAACACCCCCCUGAUACACGCCUGCCUCAGGGGCCACUUGGAAACAGCCAGGGUGCUGCUCACGAGCGGUGCGUCGGUGAACGUGUCCAACCAGCAGGGCAGCACGGCACUGCAUGAGGCUGUCAAGGGCGGCCACCUGGGCCUGGUAGAGCUGCUGGUGAAGGCUGGGGCCUCGGUCCACCUCCGGAACAAGAGGCAGAGGACAGCCCUGGACUGUGCCCUGGAGAUGGGGGGCAAGAACUUAGAGAUUGUGAGGAUUCUUCAGAAAGCGUCUGGACUUUCCCCAGAGGAGAACCCCAUCCAGGUGCUGUCUGUACCCCGCGGAGCUCUGGGGAAGACGCAAUCGAUCAUGCAGCGGCUGAAAGCCCUGGACGACCCCCGCGGCCGACGGUGGGACACAGAGCAGUCCAUCCAGCGCGUGCAGCAGCUGAAAAGAGCCAUGCUAAGGGACAUGACCGCACCGUCUCUGGAUUCAGCGACGCUGAACCAGACCUUGGCUGCUACUUGCCAGACUGACGGCAGACUGGAGCGAGAGCGGCUCCGACCAAGGGGGGGCACGAUGGAGAAGAGCAGCCUCUUGCCCCCAGCCCACGAUUACACCUGGGAGAGGCCCAUCUCGCGCAGCAAGACUCUGAGUCGCAGUCACACGGUCGCACUGGAACAGGACUACCACACAGGGGCACCAGGACUGGCACGCGGGGGCCACAUGGACACCGGUGACGCUCCGCAGGAUGCCCCUCUGCUCUCACUCCAGCAGGUCAAUGGGGAACCAGAUGGGCAACCGGAGCACAGCGGUCUCGAGCCCGCAGGCCAUGUAAUAGACAACGUGGCUUCAGAAGCACUGUGAGGCAUCGCGACAGUGGCAGACCACGACCCUCCAACAUACCUCACGCAGUGGGGUAACGUGCUUCAAAUAUGCUUCGCAUACGAGGCAGCAUUGAUCCCACGAUUGCCCCGUUGCCACUGCAGAUAAAGGCCUCGUUAUCGGCCUCUUCACCCCCCUGCCCCCCCCACAGCGCUGUCUCUAUGCUUUCACAAAAAGGGAAGUGACUUGAGAAACAACCCGAGACGGACGUCCUGCGCUCGUUUCCUGUCACGCCCCAUGUCUCCCCGUGGUCGUAGCAGUCUUUGGUGGAGUAGCGUAGCAUAAACCCAGAGCCACAUCGGGGAGCUUAUAAGGAUGAAAUGGGACACAGUAUCCUGGCCCCACACACUUAAUCAGUUUUAACAGUUUUAAAUGGGCAUGUGUAUUUCUAUGUUUUUUCCCUUUUUUUUUAUAGACUCAAUUCUUUUGGAAAUCGCAGUAUUUCUCAGGGUUGGUGUUUAGCAGAAGCAGUAGCUGUUGCAUUUCAUUUAUGGAACAGCUCUAGAACUCAUCUGCACCAACUCGAAGACCAGAGAAGGGAGGCGUGAGAAGACGACAGCCCGAGGAGAAUCCAGGAGGGAAGCCUUCAGAGAUCCCACAGUGUUACUGCAGGGCUGCGGCUGCCUGGAUCCCAUCUCGCCCACCAUCUCUGUGUAUAAUGGGAGAGAGUGUCUGACUCCCACUCACAUGCCACUUUCCACACCACGUCCAGCGUGCAGUGAGAGAGCAUGAGCAACUUCUUAAACGCAUAAAUCUGCGCCGUCUACUAAAAAUGAAAAAUCUUGCGAAACCUAAUAUGACACACAUUAUACCGUUUCUUAACAUUUCACAGGAAGUGCUUUGGCAUACUGGAAAAUACAGAAUCGUCACAGGACGUCCUCGUCCCCUGAAUGUUUUUGAUGCAACAUGAAUGUUCCAGUUACAGUAACCACGUCACAUUGCCAAUAAUAUAUAAAAUACAUUUCUCUUGAUCAUUCAAAGUCAUUUUCUUUGAAAUUCAUGUUUACCAGAGAUGCAGCUUUUUGAAUAACAGAUUUUAUUUUGUGGACUUUUGAUUUUUACAGUUAAACAGCACAUCUCCAUAUAUGGAUAUAAUCCCCCUCCCCCUUUAUUCUGUCACUAUGGAGAUGGCUUUUUUGUUUGUUUACAGAAUAGGAGCUGGUCUGAUGGUUAAAACAAUAUGUCCACUGACCAGUUACCUGCAACAGGGGCUUCAUAGCAAUGCUAUUGCAUAUUUCAAUGAAAUCUGUGCAGUGAUUCCCCCACAGAAUGAUGGUGACCCUUUUCCUAGAAAUCUUACACACAUUACUGGUAAAGUCAUGAAAAAUAAAAAAGGUUUUCUCCUGUGUACUUGAUGUGGUCUGUUAUAAAAGUAGUUAAAUUGGUGUCAUUUAUCUGCACUAAUCAGAUGGAGAAUCAUGGUUAUUUUUAUACAGUUUUAUUCAGUAGAAUCAUUUUAUUUUUAAGCAAAUGUGCCUUAUUUAAUUUUGUGCCAAAAUAACCUAUAAUAAACUCAUGCAAAAGAAAGUCACUUCACUUUUCUUAUUUGGUGUUGCGGAAGUGUAUAUUUCUGGUGUCCUUACAUGUUUGUGAAUGAUAAGCUGUGCAUUGCCAUGAACAUCCGUAGAGGGCGCUGUUGUGAAGCAGUUUCCUCUUAAUAUUCCCUAAACAGCGUGAACGGUUGGAGGUGUCAAUCAAAUGGACUUGUGUUGCACUGAAGCAUUUAAAAAGAAUGAUUUGUAGGCGCCUGGCAUGGAUUGACCCAUGUUUCUGUAUGUCAGACUGCUCUUGGGCAUGUUUAGCAUUUUCAGUUUUCCCUUGACUGCUUAUUUUUAAAUACGUGUCCCACCGGUUGAAUAGAAAUGGCCAAUCAAUUGUGAAAAUUGCCUUUGUCAUUAUUUACUGAGGAUCAAAUGUCAUUUUGGACAUGUCAGCUUGAAGGAUACUCUGGGUUUGGAGAUACUAAAACAUUAGCCACCAGGAUCAUUUAAAAUUCUGCUUUCAUUGGAUUCUUGACAUACAAAAAUUAGAUGGGGCAGUAGUAAAAUUGUGCACAGAAAUUAUUAGCUUCCUGUUGAAAUUAACUUUGUGUACUUUGAAAAUAAUGUUUCCCUAUGUAGGAUAUUUUUGUUUAUAAGUCUAAUAAAAAUGAGGAGAAUGUUUGUA
This is a messenger RNA of Brienomyrus brachyistius, 5666 nucleotides long. RefSeq names its product ankyrin repeat domain 27 (VPS9 domain) (gene ankrd27). The record is from RefSeq and is a predicted model, not a curated record. Gene Ontology annotation, molecular function: guanyl-nucleotide exchange factor activity; SNARE binding. Lineage: Eukaryota; Metazoa; Chordata; Actinopteri; Osteoglossiformes; Mormyridae. Gene Ontology annotation, biological process: neuron projection morphogenesis; early endosome to late endosome transport. Gene Ontology annotation, cellular component: plasma membrane; early endosome; neuron projection.